UAUAACAUGUUGAAUUACAUGUUUUCUUUAUUAAAAUAUUUUCUUUAAUAAAACAUCAAUUCUUUGCAUAUAAUUUAAAAUUAUUUGUUUAUUUUACUGUCUACUACUCCUGUCUCCAUUUCUACUCAAAAUGGGCGAUGUUAAAUCGGCAGCGAGUGUUAAAAAGAAUCACAGUCAUUACUCAUUUUCGUCUGGGCAGACGAAUUCCCACGUCAUAUGUAAAUCGGACGCUAAUGUUUGUUAUACUUCGAAGACUCAGAGCGCCAGUUACAUCGGCUCCAAGGGUACCAACUCAGUAUCCAAUAAAGAGUAUUACAAAAACUACGAGCACGAUGAAAUUCCCGUCAAGGAUGAUAGCAGUUUCAACGACCACUCGUUCAGUGAGGACAACAAUUCUACAUCAAGAGACCAUAAGGACUCCCUUACAAAUUCAGAUCUCGAUAAACUAGAAAUGAAUAUAUUCAGCAAAAUGUCCCAAGAGUUACAAACCGACGACGAAGUGAGCAGCCUUGAUUCAAACAUUAAACUCUUCAAGUCUACAGUCCAACAAAUCUUUGACAAUUUUUAUACCAACAUGAACGACUUUGAACUGUAUAAGAAAAAGUUUAAAGAAAUCUUGGAAAAGAAUAAAGGAGAAUCAUUCACAGAAAUGGAGGAUUUCAUUAAAGAUAUGAUUCACAGUAUAGGAUCGUCUAAUUCGGUUAGUGACAAAGAAAUACCGGAAAAUCAACAAAUUUCAGACCAGGCGGUAGUAAAAUCGAGCAAAGUUAACGUAGAAGAUUCAAAAAAAUCUGAUAAAGAAGUUUCUGAUAUGGAUAGUUUUCUAAACAACAAUUAUUUGACGGAUUCUACUUUUGACGACAACAGUUCUAAGUUUAAUCCUGACGUUAAGCCAAAAGACACAAUUUUUACUGUAGAUCUAGCGUCCUAUAUUGAGAGUGUGGAAUUUAAUGUAGCAAAUCGCAAAAUGCUUUCUGAAAUAAACAUCAGAGCAAAGAACAUUGGUAUUACAGAAAACCAGGUGGCAUCUGCAGAAAACAUACAAAAGAUAACAGCUAAAAAAUUUCAAAUAGAAAACUAUGUGAAACUAGAGCAAGAGAGUCGUGCCAAGGAUAGAGAAAUACCAGUAAAAAUUGCCAGUGUGAAGAAAAACAUACACUUGGAUGAAAAUUUUAAUUGUGAAAUAAUAGAAGAGGAGAGUAAAUUCUUCCUUUUUAAAAUAUGUAAUUAUAUCUGCAGAAAGCUCCGCAGGAGUUAACCCGGUUAACCUUGUAUUUCUAAUAAAACCAUAAAAAAUU
This is a messenger RNA of Bicyclus anynana (squinting bush brown), 1298 nucleotides long. RefSeq lists its product as uncharacterized. The transcript has 2 exons. NCBI's taxonomy places the organism in Eukaryota, Metazoa, Arthropoda, Insecta, Lepidoptera, Nymphalidae. The record is from RefSeq and is a predicted model, not a curated record. The coding region runs from base 131 to 1258 and encodes 375 amino acids.